This is a messenger RNA of Impatiens glandulifera, 2466 nucleotides long. RefSeq names its product mitogen-activated protein kinase 9-like. The coding region runs from base 197 to 1984 and encodes 595 amino acids. The record is from RefSeq and is a predicted model, not a curated record. Lineage: Eukaryota; Viridiplantae; Streptophyta; Magnoliopsida; Ericales; Balsaminaceae. Gene Ontology annotation, biological process: protein phosphorylation; intracellular signal transduction. Gene Ontology annotation, molecular function: MAP kinase activity; ATP binding. Gene Ontology annotation, cellular component: cytoplasm; nucleus. The transcript is spliced from 11 exons.
CUCUCUCAUCUCUCUACUCGUCCUGACGGGGACUGUAACAUAAAGAGAGAGAAACCUAGAAGAAACCAUAGAUAGAGAGAUAAAAUCGCGAAUCAUAGGAUGAGAGCGGCCAAUGAUGAGAGCGACUGGCUGUAAUGCACCGGUAAAUCCACUGGAGCAGAUAGUUUAGCGUUGUCGGGAGUGUAUCGUUCGUUGUAUGGGGAGCUGGACAUUGGUGGAUGGAGUUCGUCGACUGUUUAAGCGUCGUCAAUCAUCGAGAUCUUCAGUUUUUAGCAGUAAGAGUAAGCUCUGCAGAAAUGACGGUCAAUCAUCUGUGAUCACUGAAUUCAAUGACGAAUCAUCCCAGUUUUCUUCUGGUCCAAAAGACGAAAACCUUAGGGUUGCUGCUGAUUUUGAUUUUUCGAGCUUGAAACUAAUCGAAGUUCCCUGUCGCUUUCAUUCGCCUCCCAGUUACAUGGAUUUUCAUAAGAAGAGUGCACUGGACAAAGAAUUUUUUACAGAGUAUGGUGAAGCAAAUAGAUACCAAAUUCUUGAAGUUGUCGGAAAAGGGAGUUACGGUGUUGUAGCAUCUGCAGUUGACACACAUACAGGAGAGAGGGUGGCAAUCAAGAAAAUAAAUGACGUUUUUGAGCAUGUUUCCGAUGCCACAAGGAUUCUCAGAGAAAUUAAGCUCCUUCGAUUGCUCCGCCAUCCUGAUAUUGUAGAAAUAAAGCAUACUAUGCUCCCCCCUUCUCGACGAGAAUUUAGAGACAUUUAUGUUGUUUUUGAGCUGAUGGAGUCUGACCUCCAUCAGGUUAUAAAGGCUAACGACGAUCUUACCCCAGAGCAUUAUCAAUUUUUCUUAUACCAGCUUCUUCGAAGUCUCAAAUAUAUACAUUCAGCUAAUGUUUUUCAUCGAGAUCUAAAGCCAAAGAAUAUUCUUGCUAAUGCUGACUGCAAGUUGAAAAUAUGUGAUUUUGGGCUGGCUCGUGUGUCAUUCAACGAUUCCCCUUCAGCAAUUUUCUGGACUGAUUAUGUUGCAACCAGAUGGUAUCGUGCCCCUGAACUCUGUGGCUCAUUUUUCUCCAAGUAUACACCAGCAAUUGAUAUAUGGAGCAUUGGGUGCAUAUUUGCAGAACUGCUCUUGGGAAAGCCAUUAUUUCCUGGAAAGAAUGUAGUGCAUCAGUUAGAUCUCAUGACUGAUUUCCUUGGCACCCCUUCUACUGAAUCCAUUUCUAAAAUUAGGAACGAAAAGGCGAGAAGAUACCUAGGCAACAUGCGGAAAAAAGCACCUGUUCCUUUUUCUCUGAAGUUUCCUAAUGUGGAUCCAUUAGCUCUUCUUCUUUUGGAACGCAUGCUUGCAUUUGAUCCUAAAGAUAGACCAACAGCCGCGGAGGCAUUAGCAUUUCCUUAUUUUCAGGGAUUAGGAAAUGUUGAUCGUGAGCCAUCUACUCAACCCAUUUCAAAGCUUGAGUUUGAAUUUGAAAGGAGAAAAUUAACUAAGGAAGAUGUUAGGGAGUUAAUUUAUAGAGAGAUUUUAGAAUAUCAUCCUCAGAUGCUACAUGAGUAUCUACGUGGUGGUGAUUUGACCAGCUUCAUGUACCCAAGUGGUGUUGAUAGAUUCAAAAGACAAUUUGCCCAUCUUGAGGAGCAUCAAAGUAAAGGUGAAAAGGGUAGUCCACUCCUGAGACACCAUGCUUCAUUGCCAAGGGAGAGGGUAUGUGCACCAAAAGAUGAAAAUGCUCCAGACAGUAAUGAUCUAGAGGGCAGAACUGCUGCUUUUGUAGCUUCAACUAUUCAGAGUCCUGAAAUUGGAGAUGUAGUUUCCCCCAGUGGACAAAACCAGGCAAAUUACAGUAAUCGCAGCCUUAUGAAGAGUGCAAGUAUUAGUGCUUCCAAGUGUAUUGGUGUUCAAUCAAAUAAUGAUCUCGAGGAAGAACCCGAUUCAGAAAACAUUAGAGCGUUGGAUGGUUUAAUACAACAAAUGGCAACCCUUAACUAUUGAUCAUCUUAUGCUUCUUCAUACCACACUCACAAUAUGCGGAAGGCCCCAGCAUAAUUCUUUUUGUUUUAGACAACCAAUGAUGGGUUCGUCGGUUACCCACGUAAAGAGCCAAACAGGGUUUACAUGUACUACCUCUCCCUUUCAUAUCCCUCCCCUUGUACUUUUUAAAUUUUUCUAUGGGGUUAGAAAUGGUAACAUAUGUAAUUAUGUUCAACAUAUUUAGAUCUCUACAUGCUGAAUACCUUCUUUCUUCAUUAGCAAAAACUAAGGCAAGAAAAGGAGUAAUAUAUUGCCUUGAGAGAAUGCACAAUCUAGGUCAUCAGUAUUGAGAGUUGUAAUAUGUUAUUAGUCUAUUGAUAGACAUGCCGGUAUCUUUCAUUUGAAAACAUUUUUAUGUCAGAUUUAUCCAGAUGGGAUCGUGUUUGGAAACACUGAAUUUAGUCGAACAUAUUCAAAAUUUAUUAGCAGUUUUUCAUCUGGAC